Vanderwaltozyma polyspora DSM 70294 is the source of this 342-nucleotide messenger RNA. It is a transcript of the gene MGP12, whose product is annotated as Mgp12p. The transcript has a single exon. The record is from RefSeq and is a predicted model, not a curated record. Bases 1 to 342 code for a protein of 113 amino acids. Lineage: Eukaryota; Fungi; Ascomycota; Saccharomycetes; Saccharomycetales; Saccharomycetaceae.
AUGUUGAGCCGCAGUUUUAACAGGUCAUUCCACUUAAGCUCAAGGGUAUUAAAUUACUCAAAUGUUAAAUUGACAUUAUUCUCGAAGAAGGAUUGUGGACUAUGUGUGACGGCGAAGGUUGUUCUGGACAAAGUAGUAAAAGAUGGAGAAUUUGAUGGAAAGAUAAAAUAUACUCAGGUAGAUAUCGAAGAUCCUAAAAAUAAGGAAUGGUGGGAUAAAUACUGUUUCGAUAUUCCCGUUUUGCAUAUUGAAGAUGCCAGUAAUAAAGAUAAGCCAUUAGAAAAAAUAUUCCAUAGAAUGAAGAAAGAAAAUGUCGUAGAAAAGAUUAAAGGUUUUAAAUAG